AUGAUGAUCGCCUCUCGUGCACUAAGCGGCGCUCUUAGCGGGAAUGUUGCUGUCAUUAAAAGCGCACUCGCGGAGAUCACGGAUGAAACGAACCAAGGUGCAGCGUUUGCUUACUUGCCGCUUUGUUGGUCCAUAGGGUCUCUCAUAGCACCGACACUCGGCGGCUUCUUAUCCCAUCCGGCCGAGCGCUAUCCAUCGGCAUUUGAUUACGAACUUCUACGACAGUACCCGUUUCUACUACCAUGCAUUGUUGGCUCUGGAUUGUCAACAAUUGGACUCAUUGCUGGGAUAUUCUUUUUCGAAGAAACCCUCAUCAAAGCCAAACGUCCUUCAAGAUCAUCAAUACUGUCAGCCGAGUACCGACCAAUACCACGAGAAGUACCACGCGAAAUCGAAGCUCGAUUUUCCAAUGACAGCAGCUCAACACCUCAUCAAAUCGAUGAACCAAUUCCUUCGAUGCGUGAUAUCCUAACAAGCACUGCUGUGCGGAGGGUGCUUGUUUCAUACGCAUUCAUGGCUUUAAUAUCAGUAUCACUUAACGCGGUGUGUGUACUAUGGUUGUAUACACCCGCAAAGCUUGGCGGGAUUGGCUUUACCACAUCAGAGAUUGGCAUCACGCUUGCUGCUUCUGGACUAUUGACUACAAUAGUCGCAAUAAUAGUCUUCCCGCCCAUUGAGCGCUGGGUCGGAGUAGUAACUCUUUACAAAUUUGGGAUGGCAAUGCAGGUUGUGAGCGUAAUCACGUUUCCGCUCGCUCAUGCGAUGGCUCUUGCUGCAGGAAAGAAGGGAGUUGUUUUUGUGUGCAACAUGCUCUUGGUUAAUCGCUCCGCACCCAAUCGUCGUUCCUUAGGAGUAGUUAAUGGCCUGGCUCAAAUGGUUGCGAGUGCAUCCCGCGCACUUGGCCCUGCUGCCGCUACCACCCUAUUUGCCAUUUCGCUUACUCCGCUUUCGACCGCAUCUACUGAGGAUAGCUCGCACGUUGUUGGCUCUGAUCGAUCUAUGUCUCCCAAUACCGCUAUAGAAAAGCCCUCGGAUACUUGGGCCGCAAUCAGGGCCCUUCUUACGAUCCUCGAGUCGAGUACUGAUGCGUUCGGUCCACUCAAGUCAGCGAUUAGCGGACUCAAGGGGCUUCUGGACAUAUACGAGGACGCAUGCAAGGAAGACAAGGAAUAUAAAGAAUCGGGUAGCAGGCUGAAGGAGAUAUUACAAAAUCUAAAGGACCAUAUCGAGCAACCGACAGGGCUUAUAAUAACAAAGAGUGUAAAGCGGAUUCGAGACGAAAUCAUAGAAGAAGCAAAGAGAGUAGCCAACAAACAGGCAAAUAAGACAGGAAGACGGCUGAUGGAUGUCAUGGAAGGAUCUGACGGAAUAAUGGAAUGCUACCGCUGUAUUGAUGGUCAUCUGCGGAGGAUCGCGCUCAACGCGAGUAUGGGUGCCCUGGAGGCCAUCCACAAACAUACAUUAGAGUCACAACUGAACAGAAUGUUACUCUAUACGUCCGCAAUAUACAACUCCGCCGAAUCCUUGGAUGUCCAAAGAGGAAGCUGUACUUCAGGAACCCGAGAAGCAGAACUCAACGAGCUGAUCGAAUGGGCAAGUGUCCCAGGAGCCGGAAAGAUAUGUUGGAUGAACGGAAUGGCCGGUACAGGAAAGACGACGAUUGCAUACACUGUGUGUAGCAGGCUUGACAAGUCUAAUCAACUGGGGGCCAGUUUCUUUUGUUCAAGAGUAAUUCCAGGAUGUCGUCAAGUCCAGCACAUCAUCCCAUCUAUUGCAUCCCAACUUGCCAGUUUCUCGCGUCCCUUCCAAUGCGCACUAGCCAAAGUCCUUGAAGAAGAUUGCGAUGCCCAUACUCGACCACUGAGCAUCCAGUACCAGAAGCUUAUUAUCGACCCAUUAAAGGCCGUGGAGAUAUCCCUUCCGAAGGAUCUUAUCGUGGUUAUUGACGCCCUGGACGAAUGCGAGAGUGUAACAGCCAUCGAGCAAAUACUGGAACUGCUCCUGUCGACCACUCACAGGCUUCCCAUCCGAUUUCUUCUAUCCAGCCGCCCGGAGCGAGAAAUUACAGAAAAAAUGACUGGACGACCGAACGGGCAGGACGAGGCUCGACUUGUAUUGCAUAACCUAGACUCAAACACCGUGAAGGCUGACAUCGGAACAUAUGCUAUCAUCGAUCGCUGCGGGGUGUCUUUUAUCUACGCGUCUACCGUCUGCCGUUACAUCAAAAACGCAUAUAAAAUACAAACGUUCAGCAAAGCGGUCAAGGUGGUCAUUGACUCAGGAUCUACUUCGAUGGGGAACGGAGACGAACGUACAAUCGACGAGCUUUAUAAGACUAUUCUGGAUAAUGUCUUCAAGGAGUCUGAACUGACUAAGGCGAACCGGCGAACAAUUAGGGCCAUACUUGAAAUGGUUGUGUGCAUAAGAGAGCCAAUGUCACUGGACGCUAUGGCAGGGCUGUUAAGGUUGGAUAGUGUUGAGGAGGUGGAUGCCCUAUUAGGUCCCCUUCGAUCGGUACUGAACGUAACAAAAAAGACCAGACUGGUAACCACUUUACAUGCUUCAUUUCCCGACUUCAUACUUUCGCAAGACCGGUCCAAUCACUAUUACUGCAACCUAAACACCUGGAACACAACGAUGGCAGAAGCGUGUUUAAAACUCAUUGAUGCUACCAAGCCAAGGUUCAACAUAUGUAGAUUACCUUCUUCAUUCUUGCUGGACAAGCAGGUCGACGACCUCGAUCAACGGGUCGCCCAAUCAAUCUCACCCGGCCUAGUAUAUGCAUGUCGCUACUGGACCGCCCACCUGAGUCUUGGCGAAGAAAGUGGUAGUCUUACUGAGCUGGUUGGGGGCUUCUUUGAAUCAAAGUUGCUAAUGUGGAUGGAAGUGAUGAAUCUGACAAAGAACAUGCGUUAUGCGACACCGAUCAUACAGAGCGUCGAGAAUUGGUGUAUCCAACGGAACGUACCUGAACACAUGACAAAGCUAGCACACGAUGCCUCCCAGUUCGUAUCGACCUAUGCCAACCAUCCCUUGUCCCAAAGCACUCCACACAUCUACGCUUCCAUGCUGCCAUUCUGGCCUCGAUCUCGGCCACUCUCGGCAGCAUACAUGCCAAGAAUAUCCGGACUUGUACAGCCGACAGGAACAGCGAUCGAUCGUCGACGACGGGCACCCAUAGCCACCUGGAAGGCCUCCACCUCAGGCGUGAUGUCAAUUGGUCUUUCAAGAGAUGGAAGACGACUUGCAGCACCUAGUGCAGACAGCAUCAAUCUGUACGAUACGACCACGGGCGAGAGUAUGCUCAACCUCACUGAAGAGCGCACAAAGAAUGUCUACUACGUUGCGAUAUCUCCCGAUGGCUCCAAGGUAGCCUUUUGUACUUCUGAUGGCGCCCCAUAUCUGUGGGAUACUGCCAAUGAAGGCACAGUCACAGAACUGCUUCCUGAUGGCAUGUCCGGCGGUCGAUCACUGGCAUUUUCUCCUGAUGGGUCUCAUGUCGCCUGCGGUCUGAGGAAGGGAGAGGUAUAUAUCUGCACAUUGGGGCAAGAGGUCAGCAGCCAUGGUCCACUCAGAGGUCAUACUACAUUUGUCACCUCAGUCAUGUUUUCUUCCGACGGUCUGUAUCUUGUAUCUGGAUCGAAAGACAAGAUUGUCCGAGUGUGGGAUGUGCAGGCAGGCCAACCGGUUUGUACACCCUUUGAGGGUCAUAUUGCUUCAGUCUGGUCAGUGUGCUACUGUCUUACUGACUCACGCGUUGCCUCGGGCUCGUCUGAUAAAACGAUCCGAGUGUGGGAUCCACAAACUGGGAAGACAGUGUUAGGACCACUCACAGGACAUUCUAACGGUGUAUCCUGCGUUGCGUUUUCGCACAAUGGCGCUUUGAUUGCCUCGGGAUCAUCCGACAGAACAAUCCGACUGCAUCAAUUCGAUCAUAUUUUCUCCCGAAAGCACUCACCUAUUUUCUUGCUCAGAAGACGGCACCGUACGGGUAUGGAAUAUACAGACCUCCACACUCCUGAUGCCGUUACGACUACCCCAUCUAUGCCCUUGCCUAUCUGCUCCAUCCGAUACUCUCAUAGCGGUACAAGGGUUGUAUCUGGCUUAAAAGAUGGGUCGAUACAUGUAUGGGAUGUGGCGACUAGUCAACUGGUGCUCGGACCACUGCAUGGCCAUGAUAGGGGUGUUUCAUCUAUCGACUACUCAGGCGAUGAUCGGUACAUUGCGUCUGGUUCAGGAACCACACUGAGAAUCUGGAAUGGACUGACGGGACAAGACAUGCACGGACCAAUGGAGGGGCAUGACGAUUUUGUGAACUGUGUGCGAUUCUCACCCGACAGCACGGUCGUCGUCUCAGGGUCGUAUGACUGCACUGUCCGAAUAUGGGAUGUGAACACCGGCCAACAAGUGGGGCAACUAUUCAACAGAGCUGGCCCGAUUCUGUCAGUUGGGAUCUCCUCUGAUGGCCAUCGGGUUGCCUGUGGCUCGAUCGAUGACAACAUAGCGAUACUUGACCGACAUAGCGGUACCACGCUCGUUGGCCCAAUCGACGCCCACAAGUCCUGUGUUUCUUCGGUGGAGUUCUCCCCGGAUGGGACGCACCUCGUCUCGGGGUCGUAUGACGAAUCAGUGAAAAUAUGGGAUGCGGAGACAGGGGAGCAGGUUAUUGCUUGCGGCGAGAGUGGUGGCGUUCAUAGUGCCUUGGUUUCCUCCGUGUCGUUCUCACCUAACGGUCUUUACGUUGCAUCUGGGUCUGACGAUCAUACUGUGCGCGUGUGGGACUCGCAGAACGGUAAACUUAUAUACGGUCCUCUCAAGGGACAUACCAGUGGCGUGGAGUGCAUCCAGUUCUCGCCCGAUGGCUCGCACCUCGUGUCAUGUUCGGAAGAUUGCACCAUCCGAUUCUGGGACUUAUCGUUCCUGGGGACACCUUUACAAGAGGAUACAUCUAUAGGAGCUAACAAUGCUGGAGUAGCUGCUUCCGCUUCUGACUCUCAUCUAUCCCAUCUUUCGUCUCUGGACGGUGAUGGCUGGGUGGUGGACUCACAUGGUCGGCGGCUGGUAUGGGUGCCAUCAGACCUCCGCACCUACCUGGCACUUCCGCCAACCUCCUCGAUUAUCGCUGAACAAGGGGGCUUCAUUCUAAACACGGACGGAUGGAAUAUAGGAGAUAGGUGGACGGAGUGUUAG
Molecule: messenger RNA, 5190 nt
Organism: Rhizoctonia solani
Lineage: Eukaryota; Fungi; Basidiomycota; Agaricomycetes; Cantharellales; Ceratobasidiaceae
Product: peptidase C14
Exons: 18
Coding region: 1-5190 (1729 amino acids)
Biological process (GO): transmembrane transport
Molecular function (GO): transmembrane transporter activity; protein binding
Source: RefSeq, a predicted model, not a curated record